Molecule: messenger RNA, 1059 nt
Organism: Prunus persica (peach)
Lineage: Eukaryota; Viridiplantae; Streptophyta; Magnoliopsida; Rosales; Rosaceae
Product: zinc finger CCCH domain-containing protein 3
Exons: 5
Coding region: 343-795 (150 amino acids)
Cellular component (GO): U12-type spliceosomal complex
Molecular function (GO): zinc ion binding; nucleic acid binding
Source: RefSeq, a predicted model, not a curated record
CUUCCCCCUCCUUUAAUAUCGCUUGUGAAAAAAAAAUGUACAAAUUUAACUGAACUUUUUUGUUUUUUUCUGUUUCUAGGUCACCAAUUAAACUCCAAAAAACAAAGAAAGAUUCAAUGUUUCAUAUUAAUUUUUUGUUUUUUAUCUCUACCAUUGAAAGCAAGCAGGAUUUCUUCUAAGAGAAAAAAAAAAAAAAAAAAAAGUGAAUCCACUUAUCACCGUAAACAGUUAAAACUGAAGAACUCUGUGGACCAAAAAGAAAAUUUUUCUGUCAGCCGGAAGGCCCAAAACCUAUAAAUAGUUAGAAACCUCGAAUUCGAUAAAAAGAGAGAGAGAGUUGCAAUGCCGUUGGGGAAGUAUUACUGCGAAUACUGCGACAAGGAAUUCCAAGACACCCCAUCCGCCAGGCGACGCCAUCUUCAAGGUCUCCAACACCUCAGAGCCAAAGCUCAAUGGUACGACUCCUUCAAAGAUCCCAGUCAUGCUUAUACGGAGGGCUUGACAAAAGGGGUUUGCAACCGCUUUGUAAAAACGGGAUUUUGCCCAUACGGGGAUUCUUGUAGAUAUCUUCAUCCCAAGAACAAUCAGCAGAAUAUGGUUACUCAAGGGGCACCAGGUUUGAUUGAUAAUAAUCAGUCUUCAACUUUUCAAGAGAACCAGUUGGUGGGGGGCAGCUCUUUGCCAGAUGUGGUGGUCAGAGAUAGCAUGGGAAUGUCAUGGGGCAAUCUACCUCCAUCUCUAAUGCCUCCUCCAGAGGGUGGAUAUCCGCCGCUUCCUUUUGUGGACUGGGGAUAAGUCCUCUAUGUCUUUCGGACGCCAUUUAUCUAGCGCUUGUGCUACCGAUACAGAUCCUUAUCUAGUUCCUGAUUUCUUUCUUUUGAUCUAGUUGACAUGUAACAUGUUACUAGUAAAGUUGUAUGAUGAGAUAUGGAUUGUCAUCAAGGCUUGUAGGCUUGUAGCUUGUGGUUUAUAGUAUUGACUAAAACAUUUCCUUCAUAUAAUUCUUCUACUAAAGAGAAUGUGUUGUGUCUUGUGCUAUAAAGUUCAUUUUUUCACUCA